AUCAUAGCCAAUCAAUAGCAAAUUUUGAUUUUUAGUUCUGAGACAUUUAGUUUGGAAAUGUGAUUAAAAAAUAGUGUGAUAAAGCAAUUCUUGGAGAAGGUUGGAGGAAGAGAAAGAGGUAGACAUACAGAAUCCUGUGAAGGGGGUGGGAAAUAGUUUCCUCGUUCGCGCUGAUUGGCGCAGAUGUUGACUGGCUCAGUCCCUAGAGGGUCGGAAACGUGGGAAAGAAGGGUAGUGGUAACCUGUGAGACACAGAAUUCAAAACUCUGAAACAGCAUUCGAAGGUUUAAAACGAAAGGAGCAAGUCGUUAGGUGAAAUUGUCCAACAUUUUCUGUUUGUCACCAAGUGUUAUUAUUUAGUAAGCGUCUACUGUUACAUCUUACAUACACGACUUGUAUUCUUAAAUCAGCAAAAAUGAUUCGACAUCAGUAUCUUGCGGGCAGAGCAUUAACAAAGAAGUCUGUAGCAACAACUAUCCAGUCUAUUGAGGAGGAUGAAGGAUAUGGCACUUCUUCUCCCACCAUAGACAGCCCACAGUUGAAUAACAACAUUUUCACUUUCGUAGAGCCUUCUGUUGGUCCUACUGCUCCACCUGUUAGUAAGGUUUCGGAAGAUGAAUGGUCUUCCCUGGAAAAGGAGUUAAAUCAAGUUCUGAAUAUGCAGCCGUUGACUGAGUCUCGUGUCAAACCUCCAAGUGUAUUUAAACUUGGAUCUACCAAAAUGUCAAUCUACUCCACCACUGCUGCGAACAAGCAAUCUCGAGUUAAUUGUCAAUUUUGCGCCAAAAACGGAGAAAUUCGCAGCGUGGUUGAGUCCCACACCUUACGCCAUCCAAUCACCCGUGCUAUUAUUUGUCCAGUAUUGCGAAAGUACGUUUGUGAGAUGUGCGGGGCAACAGGCGACAACGCUCACACCAAGUUUUAUUGUCCGGAAAAUCGCAGCCGGAAGAUAGCGCCCAUGGCUAUCCUGCUGAAAACUACCCGCAACAACGCAACCGGUAAACGGACUCAUAUGUGACCCCGAAUACAAUUCCACCACUCCGGGAAUUUAACUUAUUGUUUCUUUGGCACUGAAAUUAAGCGAUAUGCAUUUUGUGAUCGUAUCUAACAUCCCCCACAUGAAAUCUGGAAAAGUUGUAAUGAGUUUAAUCGUGAUUUAAUUUCUAAUUGUCAAUUUUUAUGUGAUCGAAAUAUGGAUCUGAAAAUAAAGAAAAAUAGCUGAA
Daphnia pulex (common water flea) is the source of this 1223-nucleotide messenger RNA. RefSeq names its product nanos homolog 3-like (gene nanos). Gene Ontology annotation, molecular function: mRNA binding; zinc ion binding. Gene Ontology annotation, biological process: negative regulation of translation; oogenesis. The coding region runs from base 416 to 1018 and encodes 200 amino acids. The record is from RefSeq and is a predicted model, not a curated record. Gene Ontology annotation, cellular component: perinuclear region of cytoplasm. NCBI's taxonomy places the organism in Eukaryota, Metazoa, Arthropoda, Branchiopoda, Diplostraca, Daphniidae. The transcript has 4 exons.